Symbiodinium natans is the source of this 2394-nucleotide messenger RNA. The record is from the annotation of a GenBank genome assembly. NCBI's taxonomy places the organism in Eukaryota, Dinophyceae, Suessiales, Symbiodiniaceae.
AUGCAAAAUGCCAGAGACCUUGGCGCAGCGGCAUUUGCACACCAAAUACGUUCCAUUCUCAGAACAGGCCGCAAAUUCAAGCCCCCGCCGCUACUGCCAGCUCUGACCACGGAGCAAGGGACCUGCCAUACCGCCGCUGAAGUCAAGGCCACGUUGGGGGCCUUCUUUGCGCUGGCAGAACGUGGGCAACAGGUCGAUGCCGAGCCAUUCCUGGCGCAGGCCGCGCGCGAGCAUGGCAGCUCUCUGUGCUCAAUUGACGGGGCGGCGGUGCCAUCUGUCGUGGAGCUCUCCGCCGCCUUCGGACAGCUUGCGCGCGGUAAGGCCCCGGGACUAUCGGGACUGCCGGCUGACCUGUUUAGGAUGGCUCCGCAGGCCUCAGCGGCCGCCGUUUGGCCGAUCCUUGCCAAGGCCUUGACCAGCGGCAGGCACCCCCUGCAGUGGACUGGAGGCCUUGCUCACAGUAUACCGAAGGGGGCAAAAGACCCUUCGUGCUGUGCUUCGUGGCGGUCAAUCAUGCUGCUAGAGGCGGACGCCAAGGCCGUGCAGAGGGCAUUUCGCCCAAAGCUGCUCCAAGUCUUUUGUCAGGGGCGCCCAUUCGAUCAAUAUGGCGGUGUGCCAGGGUGCCCGCUCACAUUGCCGGCGUUCCUUGCUCGCUCACACUUCGCCGCGCUUCGUGCCAAAGGAGAGUGCGGUGGUAUUCUUUUCUUGGACUGUACUGCGGCAUACUACUCUGUCGCAAGGGAAGUUCUGGUGACGCCUUCCAAUGUCGCGACCCCCUCAUGGCUGGUCGACCGUGCCAACCAGCUCUUCCAAGACCCGCUUGAGAAGCAGGCCUUCCUCAGUCGGCUCGGAGAGGGCUCCAUUCUGGAGCAGGAGCACGUCCCUGCGGAACUGCGGCGGUACGUCGAAGGCCUUUUCACCCAAUCCUGGUUCACUACCGACCGCGAAGGAGUGUACCUCUGGCAGACGCACAGUGGUACGUCACCUGGGUCCCCCAUUGCGGACACCCUUUUUGGCAUACUCUUCUCGCCUUUCCUUUGCCGCCUUCAACGGGCGCUCUCAGAGGCAGGCCUCCCCGCUUUUGUCUGUCGCCAGCCCAAAGAGGGCGGAGGAUGUGGGCGUAAGGAUGUCUCCAGCAGCCCCACGUGGGCGGAUGAUGUGGCGGUGCUCUUCAGCGCGCCAAGUGCAGCGGCGACGCCUGAAGCGCUGGCUGCGGUAGCAAAGCUUGCAGAGGAGUUGGUUCAAGGCAUUGGGCUUCAGUUCAACUACGGGCCAGGCAAAACGGAGGCCGUCCUUGCUUUGCGGGGGCACGGAGCCUUGCCUGUUAGGAAACAGCUCUUUAGCCAAGACUGCCCACACGUCCAGGUUGACACUGCACAUGGCCGCGCACUCCGAGUCCGGGUAGUGGAAUCGUAUGUGCACCUGCGGGCGGUCUUGAAGGCCGACUGCCAUGAGUAUCCCAACCUGAAGCGGCGCUACGCACUGAUGCAGGAAGUCUGGCAGCCGCUGCGGCGCAAGGUGCUCAGCAACCCGUAUGUCACAGUGGCCGAGAAGCUGCGUCUCAUCGCAGAGAGGGUAUUUACAAAGUACCUUUUUGGCGCAGGGCUCUGGAGAUUGGAGACGGCCCACGAGCAGCAGGCAGCCCUUGAGCCUUUGUCCCAGGUAUUACGCGGAGCACUUCGCCCCGUCCUUGGGAUCUCACAGCAGGGGUACAACACGGAACAGGCCGCGGCCAUGCUGGGACUGCCGCUCCCACGGGAGCUGUUGCUCGCAGAACAAGCACGGUCCAUUCUCGAGGCAACGGCGAUCCCCGCAAUCCAGGUGUGGGAGGCUGCUGUGGCAGAUGGUGUAUGGCUGCGACAGGCACGCGAGGCCCUGGCGGAAGUGGUGCGAGCUACCAAAUCUGCCUGCGUGGACCCUGCUUUCAUUAUUGGCGCGGACCUGGCGCGCCUGCUUACGGCCUUGCGCGGACAUAAGCAAUGCCUACACAACCUUAUUCGACGUUUCCUGCGAGGAGUUGUGGAGGCUCGUGCAGAGUUUGGACGUGGUUUGCGUGAAGCCCACUCCACAGAUGUACAAUACAUCCCACAGCGGGUGGCCACGACGCAGGGCGAUCUUGAUGACGGCUGGAUAUGUGGCAUUUGUGGCGCAGCGCAGCCUACCCAGCGACUGCACGCGCUGCACAAGUGGCAGCGCCACGGCAUCCGCUCUGAGGCUUCCACUGUCGCUUUUGGCACACGAUGCGAGGUUUGCUGUACAGAGUUCUGGGACAAGUUUCGACUCAGAGAGCACCUGAAACAACAGGGCCGGUACAGAGUACACUCCCUCGCCAUCAACAUGCUUGGCGACCUGCCAUCCAAGUGGAAGGCCCCAGACCUUUUUGGGCGCAUUUGA